AUGGUCGCCGCCACAGAAAUGGAUGGAGAAUCAAGAAUUAAACAUGACCAAGGUCCGUUGGACGACGACGAUGAAGAAGAUAUGAAGGAGCCACCAGUUAUGAAAUUAGAUUUCGAAAAACUGUUCAAAAUGGCAGAGGAUCCAGAUUUAGAAGAACUUCUUCGAUCUCCUCUGGAUCAGGCUCUCAUCAAUUUAGAAGACGGUUCUGAAGUCCAGAAGUUGACAUCUAUCCGCACUUUUCCGGAUAUUCUUUAUUCAUCAGAUGGGGAUAAAUGCCUUCUGAAAAUGCUACCGGCUAUUCAAAAAUGUUUGAAAGUGGAAAAAUCGAAUCUAGAUUUGCAUUGUGAAGCGGCAGUUGUCUACAAGUCGAUCAUCCAAAAUGAGGAUUUGGUUAAGAAAUUUCAAGGAAUUGUGGAUCUUUUACUCGAGAACAUUCUCCAGAAUAUUCAAAACCAGAAAGAGCACCACACUCACGAAAAGGAAAAAGUUAUAAUAAAGGCUGGCAGUAGCAUCAACAACCAAAUGCAUCACUUAAGUGCAGCUGCUUGGUUGGAAACUAUUGUUGAAGUAGCUGAUAAACUCUCGUUGAGUUCAAUCAAGCAGUUUAUUAUUCCUGUAAUUCAAACACAAGCAGAGCCAGUUCAGAGGGUACAGAGAAGGAUAAUUGCGACGAAAAUCAUUCAUAAGUUGGCAUUGUUUCUGCCUCCGAAUGAAAUCCGAAAAGACCUUUGCCCAAUCGUUACCACGUUGUGCAAAGAUGCGAAUUCAAACGUGCGAGUAGCAGUUGCUCAACGACUUUUUGUCAUUGCGAACUCUCUAAAAAAUUCUCACGAUGUUGUGUCUUCCCUUCUUCCUUCUUAUGUUCAUUUAUUGAAUGAUGAAGAAAUGAAUGUUCGAGAAGCAGCAAUGAAUAGUCUCACUGAUGGAUUUUCUUUGUUUACAAGAGAUGCCAGAAAGCAUACAUUGUUCUCUACAAUCAAAAAAUUAACAGAAGAAGCAUUGGAAAAGAAGAACGAAGGUCUGGCAGUCAUCUCGAAUAACUUUGGAAAAUGGUCAUGGGAAUUGAAUGAACUUUUGGAUCAAUUGGAUAAAUCAUGGGUACUGAACACAUAUUGUAAGAUGGUUCAAAUCUCGGAUGAACUAUGCGAAGGGCCACAGAAGAAUAUCAGAAAUGUUUUGAAGAAGACAUGUUGUUUCAACUAUCCAUGUAUGCUGACAAUGUUCAAAAAACAAGUUGAUCGAUUACUUCCAUUUCUGGAAAUGUUCUGCACAGAUCACGAUGAGGAAGUUCGAGUAAGCAUUGCUGCUUCUUAUCACGAAGUUUUGUCAAUGUUCCCUAAUAAAUCUGAUUUAAUUCCUCCUUUUAUUGAACUUCUUCAUGGUGGAUCUUCUGAUGUCAUAGCCAAAAUCUCCCACAAUCUCUCAAAAAUUCUACCUAUUUUAUAUGAAAACGUCAAGGAUAAUCCGGGGAGAACAACUAUUCAGCAACUGGAUCGAUUAUUGAUUGGAUGCAAUCAGAUAUUAAGAACUUCCAGUUCAUGGAGAAGUCACGAAGCAUUUCUGAAAAGUUUGAAGACGUUAUCGAAUUGCAUAGAAGAGGAGACAAUUGUUGAAACAUUUUUCCCACUUCUGAAGAAAGAAGUCUUGAAUGUCAGGGCAAUCCCGUGUCGGAUAGCUGCUUGUGAAGCUCUUCUGAUUCUGAUGAGGCAAAUUUCAAAAGAAGAAAUAAGGAAUGAAAUCAUCGAAUUCUUUAACAAAGAACUAUCGACACACAAUUGCUGUUAUCGACGGAUAACAUACAUUGAUGUUGCUGAAAUUGUUCUCUCCAAUUUCAGCAAAAGAAUAUUUAUUGAUAACUUUCUGAAUGAUACACUUCGACUGACAACUGAUCCAGUUUCUAAUAUCAGAAUACGAGCGAUCAAGUUUCUUCCAAAGAUAAAAGCGAAACUACAACUUCCGGAAGACGAAGAAAUUCUUUUGAAAAUUGAGAAUUCGGUCAAAGAGCAACUGAAAUCAACGGAGUUGAAUGGACCCACAAGAGCCAUUAUCAAUCAGGCAGCUGUCGAUUUAUCAAGAUGCGAAACAUGUUCGGAUACACAAGAUGAACAGAAAAUAAAAGAAGAAGAAGAUCUGUGGAGUAAAAAGAAAAUAGAUAAGAAGAAAGAAUCAAAGAUAAAGAAACCAAGUAUAAGGAGCAGAAUAAGGACAAAAGAAACAAAACUGGAUCAAAAGGAAGAAGAAGAAGAGGAGGAAAUCGGUGUGGGAGAAUUUGUUAGAUCAUCUAGUCUUCGUAUUCCAACCAAUUCGAUUCGUGCAACAUCUCCAUGGAGAACAGAAAGAAAAGCAAUUGCAGUUGUUCGUCCACAACCUGUCAUUACAGUUAGAUCUCAAUCACCCUCUCCAAUGUCAUAUCGGAGUCCCAGCCCUGCUCCAAAAGAGUCAAUUCGUCCAAGUCGUUUACCAUUGAGUUCGUCCGAAAGAGAUAAACUGAGGAAAGCAGCGACAGAUGCUCCGCCUCCACCGGCUAGAAGUGCUCGAAGUGCAUCGGUUGUAGCAAGUAGAAGAUCAGAUGCAAUGACGUCAUCCACAUCAUCUAUCGAAUCAAGCAACUCGACGUCUUCUCUUUCAUCGUCCGCACUUCCUUCAUCUGGAUAUGGACUUCGUAGAUCAGCUACAUCAAGCAGUUCAUUUGCAGGAUCAUCAUACACUUCCACGUCUUCUUACUCUCUAAUGAACGCCCGCUCCUCUUCAAAUAUCCGUCGUCCUGGCUAUGGAUUAUCCCAUGUUUCAAGUUUGAGCACUUUUGAAAGAAAACCAUCCCAAUUAUCUUGUCGUGUCAGAAAUCUUGACUAA
Messenger RNA from Caenorhabditis remanei, 2853 nucleotides. RefSeq lists its product as uncharacterized. Lineage: Eukaryota; Metazoa; Nematoda; Chromadorea; Rhabditida; Rhabditidae. The coding region runs from base 1 to 2853 and encodes 950 amino acids. Gene Ontology annotation, molecular function: protein phosphatase regulator activity. Gene Ontology annotation, cellular component: cytosol; protein serine/threonine phosphatase complex. The record is from RefSeq and is a predicted model, not a curated record. The transcript has 16 exons.